AUGGCAACAUCAGAUAGAACACCUUAUCAAAUACUUGGAGUAUCCGAAGAUAUUGACUAUGUUAAACUACGAGGAGUCUACUGUGAAAAAAUUCAUGAUCAUCUAAAAAAGAAAAUUUCUGCCAUCAACUUUCGUCGUAUUUGCCGUGCAUAUGAAACAUUAUCUGACUUUGAAAAACGGGACCUGUACGAUGCCGAGAAAGAAUGGAUUUUUGAACUACCAAUCGACAAAUAUACAUCACAACAAUUGGCUGCUGAACCAGAUCUAAUACGUGAUCUAAAACAGCGACUGCGAAAUGCUAAUUUAACAAAAUUAAACGCUCAAGAUCCUGUGACAGGUCAUACAACGCUUUACACUGCAGCUCGUGCUGGCAAUUUAGAAGCCGUGAAAUUUUUAACUGAACAAGGAGCAGAACCUGAUCUGUCACAACGAACAAAAAGUACUGCAUUGCAUGUGGCUUCUUUUUACGGGCAUGCUGAUGUUGUUCGUUGUCUGUUGGAAAGCGGAGCAAACUUUGAAAUAAAGAAUGGAGGUAAUAGUACAGCUGAAGACGAAUCAUAUAAUGCUAAUGUAAAAAAAAUGUUUACUGAACUCAAACAGAUCGCUUACGUUCGAGCGGCUGCCAAUGAGCUCGAUUGGUUUUAUCAGAAUGGGCUGACACAACAUCAGGAUACAGAAUAUUUUUCACAACGUCAAACACUUUUACAUUGUGCUAGUAAGAAAGGCUAUCAUGAUUUGGUGCAUUGGCUCGUAGAGCAACGUCAGGCUAAUAUCGAUCUGGUUGAUUUUAAUGGGAAUACGGCUUUACAUCUUGCCGCAUACGGUGGCCAUCAAAAGAUUAUCCAAUAUCUUCUUAAUUGCGGCUGUGAUUCAACUGUUAAAAAUCGAUGGGGCACAACAGCUGAAGAAGAAGGAGCCAUGAAACAUGGUAAUAGCAUUACUGAUAUUUUUAAAGAAAUUCGUGAACGUGACAUGUUUGAAAUGGCCCGCACUGGUGUAGAUUGGUGGUUUUAUUAUUAUUUUGAUGACAGUUUAAAAGAUACCAAUGAUACUACUGGUAUAAGUUUACUUUAUUAUGCAUGUCGUUAUGGACAUUUUUCUGUGGCUAAAUGGUUAUUAGAACAUGGAGCUAAUGUAAAUAUUCAGAUGAAAACUAAACCCAAGAGUACUCCAUUACAUGGAGCAAAAUAUCGUGGUCAUUAUUUAAUUGUGGAGCUCCUACUUGAAUAUGGCGCAGAUGUCAAUAUUAAAAAUGAUUUUGGAACAACGAUUUUCGACGAAGAAAUUUCAAACGACGUAGACAAUAUUUCAUCAAAUAAAAUUCAAGAAAUCUUAUUACAAUAUCAAAGUAAUUUAAAAAGUGACAAGUUGAUUGAUGUACACGUGUAUGAAAAUGAUGGUCAAGAUGAGGAGCCAAUCGUAAAAGUCAAACUAGGACUUAGAUCAAAAUAUUCAGAUCUAUUAGCAGCUCUGUCGACCGUAUCAGAUGAUCAAUAUCCUUAUUUUUCAAUUGCUCGGCGUAUGCUUUCGUUCAAGGAAAAAGAGGAAACAACUAUUAUAUCAGCUGUAGGUGGUGCACGAUAUGGUUUUUCGAAAUUUAUUGAUACACCAAUUCGUCUUAUUGGUCACAAAACGUUACCAGAUGGACAUACGAAGAAUCAACCAAUUCAUCAGGAGCCUAAAUUAUCUCUUCGAGAGUUUAACAAAAAACUCGACUCUCAAGGUAAAACUAGUACAUUUUCAUUAAAAUCUCCUCUGAAUGCCAAGAAAACUGUUCAAAUUGGUAACUUGACGUUUACUUUCGCUGAGGGUUCUAUAAAAAGUGAUAUUGAAUUCAAAGUAAUAGCACUUGCUACACCCGAUCCUGAAACGUUUGACAUACCUGGAUGUAUUUGUCUCUUUAAAACUGAAAUUGAUCAACCUAAUUCUGAACUUAGUGAAUUACCUCUUGUAUCAAUAGCCAAUGGAUUGGAAGCUCGUUUCUAUACUUUGGCGCAACCUUCAACAUAUUGGUUUAGUUCGCACACUCGUCAAACUCGUUUACCUAUGCUUCAAGGCAUUCAUGCGUUCGUUCGUCACAUCGAUAUCAUUCCAAAUGCACUUACCCUACCAGGAGAUAUGUUUAUUGCAGCUGCACUCGAUCAACCAUUGAUAUCACGAACGAAUCCUGUACCGUGCACAUGUUUGGUUCUUCGGAAACAGGAUUCUAAUAUGUUUCCUAACAUAGCUUAUCAUGGAACGAAUAUCAAAGUUAUCCAAUUCAUCGUUCACGACGGACUUGCCACACCAGGCACGUUAACAGCUAAUGGAAAACGUAUCAAUCCCCCAUCAAACCAUAUUGCACGUGAUGUAACCGCAUUCCAUGUCAAAGAUUUUGCUGCUGCUAUUUUUCUAAGUCCAAGUGUGCAUUAUAGCUCGGAUCCAGUUUAUGCAAUACCAUUUUCUCACGGUGAUCUACAAAUGAUACCUAUACUAGAAUGCAGUGUAAAGCGUAACAGCUAUGAUACUUAUCCUUCUACUGUGCGACACUAUAUUGAACACCCAGGUGACAACAUGGAUGCCAUUGAAUGGCGAAUAAAAUAUCCAGCUGAUAUCGAAAUCAAUGCGAUAUUAUUUAUUACCACGAAUGAAUCGAUUAGUGCUUCGAAACUGGCACGAAUUACUAAAACUAGUUGA
Molecule: messenger RNA, 2676 nt
Organism: Rotaria socialis
Lineage: Eukaryota; Metazoa; Rotifera; Eurotatoria; Philodinida; Philodinidae
Source: the annotation of a GenBank genome assembly